AUGCACAGUGCCUUUGAACUGCUUCUGGCAUAUUCCAAUGGUAUCCUUUUUCCUCGGACUCACAGCAUGUUCGCGGCCGCAGCAGCAGCUCACAUGCACUUCCUCUCUGCGGCCGCUGCUGCCGCCUCCUUUACUAGCAGUCUACCGACGGUUCAAACCAACACCACUGCCACCUCUACUGCCAACCCGUCCGCAGUUUCCAUUACCACGAGAGGGCUUGGGCAGGGCGGCCUUGUAUCCUCUCCAGCUGGUCUGGGUCGAAAAGUGCCCUCAGACGCCUGGCUGAUGCAAUCAUCCACAACUACAUCAAAAUCUGCAGAAUCGGGUCGACAAAACUCCCGUAAGCCUAACUGUGACCCCGAAACAACGGCAUCCUCGCCUCAGGAUGAGGUGUCAAGUGAGCCUGAUGGUGGCCGGUUGCUUUCCCGACUGAAGAAGGCUCAUAUAAAGAAGCCACUAAACGCUUUCAUGCUCUUCAUGAAGGAAAUGCGUCCACGAGUGCAAGAGGAGUGCACAUUGAAGGAGUCUGCAGCGAUCAAUCAAAUUUUGGGCAAAAAGUGGCAUGAACUCUCACGUGCUGAGCAGACAAAGUACUAUGAGAUGGCAAGACAGGCAAAGGAACUUCACCAGCGUCUCUACCCAGGCUGGUCGGCGCGUGAUAACUACGCCUAUCAUGCCCGCCGGCGCCAUCGUCGCAGCCGACGACCUUUUACACAUCAUCGCUCCUUUGUCCACAAGCCGACCAGCAGUUCCAGUACCAUCAAUGCUGCUUCUAAGACGUCUCCUACCGGUCGACUGCGGUCCUCCAGUUUCCACGAAGAUCGAAAGGCACUAGAGCUUCCCCAAAAGGUUCUCGAGCGCCCACACUCCACUAAUGAUGUUUAUUCACCUUCAAUAGAACGACGAGUGGCUUCUUCAACACCUUUAUCUUCUCCACCUCUUCCUCCUCAAUCGCCGGUGAUAGUAAACAGGGUAUCAGAACAACAACAACAGCAGCAAAUGGCAACACAUUCUUCACCACCACCUCGUCCUUCACUGCCACCACCUCCACCACCACCAUCGCAGUUGCCAGCACACACAGCAGCAUUUGUGAGUCCACUGCAAGCGCCAUCUCAACCACCACCACAAUCUCUUGCUACACUGUCUAGACCGACACCCAAUCUUGCCAACAAUACGUUGACAAUGUCAGCGUGUUCUGCAUUUGAACAUCACUACAAUCAAGCCAUGCAUCAUCAGCAGCAGCAACAACAAACACAUCCUCAACAGUUGUUGCAAAUGCCAUCUCAAAGAGCCUUUGGAUAUUCUCCUUCUUCCUCCUCCACUGUCUCGGCCGCUGCAGUCUCGAUGUACGCAUCGACACAGGGUCAAGGCAGAGGCGGAACAAUGUCAAGAUCAUCAACAGGGUACUGGGGCUACCACGGUCCACAGACGCCCUCCCAUCAAUCGGCUGUGGGAAUGAAGCGAAAUCCCUACCUAACUGCUGCUGCAGCAAUGAAUAGCGACUCGGUGGCGGCAGUUGCAGCAGUGGCAGCGAUGGCGGUGGGUGAGCUGUCUGGUGGGAGUAUGAAGAAGUGUCGUGCUCGGUUCGGUCUUGAGCAUCAGAAUUUGUGGUGCAAGCCUUGUCGACGAAAGAAGAAGUGCAUCCGCUUCAUUUCGGAAAAUGAGGUUGAUGACUACAUGCCACAAUACCAUCCUUACCACGCGCAUUCAGCUGCUGCAGCAGCGGCAGCAGCUGCCGCAGUGGCCUUCAACCACCACCAUCAUCAUCCACACCAACAGCCGCCACCAUCUCAGACACCGCAUCAUCCGUAUGGAAUGUUCGCGGCGUCUCGUCGACACUCCAAUGCCGGUGGUAGUGGUGCUUACUCCGGACUAGCAGAGACCCCUUCUAAUGCUCAUUUACGAAAACAACCAUUUAUCCAUAGCCCGGUAUCACCCUUUGGUAACGGUGUUACAUCUAGUCCGCAGCGUCAUUUUACACGGCAACCGAUUCCACAAGACAUUUCCGUCACUGCCGCUGCUGCUGCUGCUGCUGCCAACUCGCCCUACGCGCAUCCGUCGCUUGGCAGCAGCUAUAAACGACCGUUCCCGAUAACAUCCACCCCACGGCAACAUCAUCAGGCGUCAAGAGAGUUUACAAGCGUUUCAAACGCUCCUUACGCAAGUAGUGGCAAUGGUGUAAACUAUUGGGGAUCAAGUUCUCGAUCUACGACCAAUGCUUCCGCCUCUUGUUUUCCAGGCGCGUCACAACGUUUUUCCGCCUCCGAAAUGAUAAUGUCACAGGGUGACCCGAAGUCCAUAGCGCCAUUACUUCGGGAAGUACAGGGUUCCAAUUCUUCUCCCUCCACCUACCCACCCCCCAAGAUGAAUAACUUCUCACACACGCAACAGGGUACUACACUGGCGGCCGACACUCCCGCUGUUAAUUCAACCUCCACCGCCGCAACUAUCAGGUCCACUGCUUCUGCUAUCGCCACGAAUGGCGGAAGCAAUAGUGAUCCGGGAUUGAAAAGGGAAGCGCCGCCACUAAGUUUUGGGGUGGCCGAUGUGAUGGGUUUCAGGUCGGGUGAGGAGGGUGCCAUACUCAAUACAGUGCCCACAGCGACGUCAACGUCUACUUCCACCUCUAAUACCGCGGUUUACCGUGGAAACGCCUCACCAAGUACCUCCUCCUGUCCACUUCGAUCCUCACCGGAGUUGGAGUAA
Hydatigera taeniaeformis is the source of this 2706-nucleotide messenger RNA. Lineage: Eukaryota; Metazoa; Platyhelminthes; Cestoda; Cyclophyllidea; Taeniidae. The record is from the annotation of a GenBank genome assembly.